GGAGGCGGCGGCGGUAGCGGCCGCAACGGCGGUGAGUGGCGGCUGCGGGGCAGGGCUGUGAGGGGACACCCGCUCCUCGCGCCGCUGUCCGGACCGGGUGCGGCCGGCGCCGCUCUCGAGGCGUGCAGGGGAGCGGCGAAGCGAGAGGGGCGGCGCCGGGCCCGGCGGCUCUCAGGGGUCGGCCUCCGCGCUGCCUCUGUGCAGCCGCUGCCGUCGGGGUGUGCCGGCCCGCCUCGGGGCGGGGUCUCUCCGCGCUCCCUGCGCUGCCGCACGUCUGCGGAGCCGCGGCCUCGCCGGAGCCGGAGCCGCGGGACGGGUCGGAGGUGAGCUGCGCCACGAAAGAGUACUUGGACCUGACAAUAGAAAGAAUCAGACUAAAACUUAAGAGCCAUGGCAGUACGCUGGAGGAGAAUCCUGAUAGUAUUUGUGGCAGCUCAAGUACUAUGUUUGGUAAAUACCUUUGAGGAAGAGGAUGUACCUGAAGAAUGGAUUCUUCUUCACGUUGUUCAAGGCCAGAUUGGAGCAGGAAACUACAGCUACUUGAGACUAAAUCAUGAGGGAAAGAUAGUACUUCAGAUGCAGAGUUUAAAAGGUGAUGCAGAUUUGUAUGUAUCCGAUAUGACUCUUCACCCCAGCUUUGACGAAUACGAGUUACAGUCUGUCACUUGUGGCCAAGACGUUGUCCAUGUACCAGCACACUUCCGCCGACCAGUGGGAAUAGGAAUUUAUGGUCAUCCCUCCCACCAGGAGAGCGAGUUUGAAAUGAAAGUCUACUAUGAUCGAACAGUUGUACAGUAUCCAUUUGGCGAGGCUUCCUACAAUCCAGAGGAGAUGGAGGCAAACCAGAAAUACUCACACUCUACAGAAGAUGAAUCUCAGGAUGAAGAGUCUGUUUUCUGGACUAUACUUAUUGGAAUCUUAAAGUUAAUACUUGAAAUUCUUUUUUAAAUUGAUAAAUCAUGGACUAAAUCACAUUUCAGUUUGUGAAAUUGAACACAAGUAACUUUCUAUAAUAUUUAAUACUUUUUAUUGUUUCCUGAAGAGGUAUUCGGGUUACUUUUCGUAAAUCAGAAGGAAAGUGGUGGGGAGAAAAAAAGCCAUAUUAAAUUUUUUUCCCUAAAAGUAAAACGAGCAGCGACUGCACUAUUUGCAGUAUCCUUCAGAGAUCAGGGCUUAAAUGUGAAUGUAGAGUUGGGGAUCCCUUAACAGGUGCUUAGAAAAAAUUAACUCUUAAUGAUUUUCUGUCAUUGCUUUCUCGAUAAAGAGUGAAAUACAAACUGCUGCUCUGUUGUGCCCCCUCAAUUUGGAGCACAUUUAAAAAUAAAUCCUGCUCUUCUGACAGGUUACCUUCAGUAUAACUGACAAGCAGUGGCUUUGAAGCAUACUCAAAGUUGAGGGAUGUAAGGUGAAGAAAGGAAAAACCAGCUGAAUAAGGGAUAGAGGGGCUAUAAUUUGACUGCUUGUGCUGUACAUCAGUCAUCUGUAAGCCGAGGCCUGUCCAGUCACUCACCACCUCUGCAAAUCCAUGACCUGAAUCAAGUGCUUGUUACUUCAGUAUUACAGUAGGGAGGGUAAGCCUUCACCUGUUGUUACUUGUCAAUAGAACAUUCUCAUUCCUCAUUAAAAGCAAUGCAGUAUAUAGUACCUUAAGCCUGAGAGGUAUUUUCUUACAUCUCCCCUUUAUAGCUUUCUGAGAUUGAUUUUUUUUUUUUUUUUUAAUGUUUACAGUCCCUUUUUUUUUCCUGUAAAUUUAUAUCAAUAAUUCAUUAGUUUGCAAAGAAAAUUUUUGCUGAAAGGAAUUCUCAGAAUAUUGUAAGAAAGUCAAAUUGUGUUCGCUUUUUCCCUCAAAGUUAAGUCUUUUCCAGGAGUACUUUUUGCCUUGAGUCUUUCAAAAUAACUAAUUGCUAUGCAAAUAGUAUAUAUUUAAAUUGCUCUGUAAUUUUCUUUUCACAGAGCUUACAGAUGAAUGCACUGAAAUAAAUAAGUGUGGUACUAUAAUUUUAUACAAAUGGUGCAUGUACCAUUUAAAUUUCAUUAUAUAAAACCUUCUCUUUUCGAACAGGAAUUUGACUUUUUUUGUCUAGAUAGCUGACAGGAUGUGAUUAGAGACUUGUCUCACAAAAAUGGUUAUAUAGCCAAAAUUAAAAGUUUAUUUGAUAAAAAGAAAAA
This is a messenger RNA of Phasianus colchicus (ring-necked pheasant), 2169 nucleotides long. It is a transcript of the gene C2H6orf120, whose product is annotated as chromosome 2 C6orf120 homolog. Lineage: Eukaryota; Metazoa; Chordata; Aves; Galliformes; Phasianidae. The record is from RefSeq and is a predicted model, not a curated record.